This is a messenger RNA of Zonotrichia leucophrys gambelii, 633 nucleotides long. It is a transcript of the gene GABARAP, whose product is annotated as GABA type A receptor-associated protein. Gene Ontology annotation, molecular function: ubiquitin protein ligase binding; GABA receptor binding. The transcript has 4 exons. The record is from RefSeq and is a predicted model, not a curated record. Gene Ontology annotation, biological process: autophagy of mitochondrion; macroautophagy; autophagosome assembly. Gene Ontology annotation, cellular component: autophagosome; autophagosome membrane; cytosol. Bases 121 to 474 code for a protein of 117 amino acids. Lineage: Eukaryota; Metazoa; Chordata; Aves; Passeriformes; Passerellidae.
CAGGCGCGGCGGGGGCGGGCCCGUAUCCCUGCGCGCUCCCGACGCUCCGGUGCAGGCCCGGUCCCGGUCCCGGUCCCGGCCCGGCCCCGAGCAGGCCCCGGCCCCCGGCCCGGCCCGGCCAUGAAGUUCCUGUACAAGGAGGAGCAUCCGUUCGAGAAGCGUCGCUGCGAGGGAGAGAAGAUCCGCAAAAAGUACCCGGACCGAGUGCCGGUGAUCGUGGAAAAGGCGCCCAAGGCCCGGAUUGGGGACCUGGACAAGAAGAAAUACCUGGUGCCCUCCGACCUCACAGUGGGUCAGUUCUAUUUCCUGAUCCGGAAGCGGAUCCACCUGCGGGCUGAGGACGCUCUGUUCUUCUUCGUCAACAACGUCAUCCCCCCGACCAGCGCCACCAUGGGCCAGCUCUACCAGGAACACCACGAGGAGGAUUUCUUCCUUUACAUCGCCUACAGCGACGAGAGCGUCUACGGGGCCUGAGCCCGCCCUGCUCCAGCCCCUCCCGCCCUUCCCGGGGCUCUCCCGGUGCUUCCCGCUCCCGCUUUUCCCGGUUUUUUCCCCGUUUUUUCCCCAUUCCCGGUUCUUUUUUUUCCGCCCCCCUCCCCCAAAUAAAGCGACGGAGCCGCCUCAGGGCCUGGA